CAUGCCCAGUCAAACACAAGCUGGCUACAAUCGUAAAGCAGUGAAGUACUGCUGGAUAAAUAUAUGUGCAAUGUCACGAAGUUAUUUUAUAGCUAGAGACAGACGACUGAAAUCAUCAGCAUGAUAGUGUUCGUCAGGUUUAACAGCAGUCAGGGCUUUGCUCUGGAGCUGGAGGCUGGGGCGAGUGUGGCUGAGCUGAAGGAGGCAGUGGGGCGGGAGCAGGGGGUCCAGCCCGAGCAGCUGAGGGUGAUCUUCGCCGGCAGAGAGCUACACAGCGACUGCACCCUGCAGGGGUGUGACCUCCCUGAACGGAGCACGGUCCAUGUGGUUCUGCCGCCCGUGGAGUCGGCCCGGGCGCUGGACGUGGUCCUGCAGAACCGGCUGGGCCUGGCGGGGGACAGUCUGACCCGGGUGGACCUCAGCGCCUCCAGACUGCCCACCAGCUCAGAGGGACUGGCUGCGGCCUUGGAGACCAACACGGAAACAGAGUCCAGAUCCCACAGUAGCUUCUACAUCUUCUGUAAGACGGUGUGCAGAGCAAUCCAGCCCGGGAAACUCAGGGUCCGUUGCCAAACCUGCAAGCAAGGGACACUGACACUCAGCCGGGGGCCAUCUUGCUGGGAUGACGUCCUCGUUCCGGACAGGAUCCAUGGACUGUGCCAGGCCAGGGGCUGUGACGGCAGAGUGGCGGAGUUCUAUCUGAAGUGUGGGGCUCACCCCACCUGUGACAGCGACACGUCCGUGGCCCUGGACCUCAUCACUGCCAACAUCCGGGGUGUCCCCUGCAUCGCCUGCACCGACGUCACGAGCCCGGUGUUGGUGUCUCAGUGCCCUGAGCGCCAUGUUAUCUGCCUGGACUGCUUCCACACCUACUGCGUCACGCGGCUCCAGGAGCGACAGUUCGUCCACGACCCCGAAAUCGGCUACUCCCUCCCCUGCGCAGCCGGCUGUGCCAACUCCCUAAUUAAGGAGGUCCAUCAUUUCCGGGCUCUUGGUGAGGAGCAGGUGGCUGCAUGCACAUGGUGUGCCCGCGCAGUGCGUGUCGGUUCCAGUGGUGCUGGCUGUGCCGCGUGGAGUGGAACCACGACUGCAUGGGGAACCACUGGUUCGGCUAAACCCCGGACUGAACCCUGGACCGAACCCCAGCCUGAACCCCCAGCCAAGGCCUGGGGGCGACGGGACUCAGGGACCCUGAACAAAGACAUUCAUAAUAACAACCUCCUUCCUCCUCCUUUUAAAGCCGUGACUUAUUAUCAGUCGUGCGCAGGUACAUCCAGCUUACAGUGGGUCAGAGGUCACAGAGGUCACCCCAGCAUUCUGAUCACUGCUAGAAUGUAAAGCGGGUGUGCGCUGUAUCCGUCAUAUUGGUGCUUUUCGAGUGGGUCGGGGACCUUUGUGCGAUGACGCUGGAUGUGAUGUUCGACAGCAGGGCAGGCGGGUAGAUGUGUCUCUUUGAACCCUGCAAUCUGUUUCACUUUUAAAUACACCGUUUCUCAGCUCCAUUUGACCAGGUAGAACACAGGAUUUGUGACACUGCCUUUUGUACAGGCUCCCGGAUUAAACAGGAUUAUUAGUGUCACUUUGAUCCAGUUCCCUGCUGACACAUUUUAAGAUUUAAUUGCCUGUCAGAGUACAUAAUCAACGAAUAAGGGAGGAUGUGAAGUUAAUAUUACAUUUAUAAGAAUUGCGUUCUUAUUGUACCCGUCAGGAAUAUGAAGUUUGACUGUUUUAAUAAGAGCCACCCCUGCAUCGCGAAUACAUUUAUACGUCACAUUCUAAAGAAUGAGUGACAAAACAUGGUUGUAUUAUGCAUUUCUCUUAAGUCAAAACAAUGCCCCGAAGGGACAUUUUAAUUGCACUCUUUGUAGUUAAUUAUGUGAAUCCGUCAAACUUUUUCCCAUCCAUUUGCAUUGUUCAGAACUGCCUCUGAAGUUCACAGUGGUGGGAAAAGCCUAAAUCAGCUUUAAUACACUGUCAGGUGAACACGGCGGGCUGUCAGAUUUUACUGUUCUGAAAAUUACUUCAUUGUCUGUAUGCAAAUUGGUACAUCAUAGGAUCGUUGUUUUCUCCACAUGAAACCAUUAAAAAAAAAAGCUUGUUUUAAUUUAAUGUUCCUUUGUGUUACAAUGCAAGUCAUUUAGAGUAACCCCAUCAUCAUCAUGUUCUAAUUCAAAUUAUUUCAUGUGGAGUACACAAAGGUAAUUAUUAUUGUAAUUAUUUUAGUGGAAAUGAAUCGGUUGACGGGGGAUAAUCGGUGCUGAAACGCGAACGCUUGAGGAGCUUUAAGGCCGGUUUGUGGUCCUGCGAUGUGCAAUGGAUGUGGCUGUGAAGCGACAUUUUGUUCAUACUCUGGGCGGCUGGAGUGCGGUCGUAAGGGCUAAGGACAAUGACCGCAGUCUACGUCAGGUGACAAUCGAACGUUCAUGAACGUUUUGUGAUUUCAGUCAAGCGACACUGUCGCUGGCCUUUAGACCAUUGAAAAUGGUCGAUAGCAGAUGCAGGGUGAUCGGGGCGCGAGCAGAAAGGUUCCCGUCCUUGCAUAUUUAUUUAUGACAGGAAACCACUGCUUUUUAGAAACGGUACUAUGAUCAUUUGUGACACUAAUUAUCAGGGGGUGUUGCUCAGAUGUUUUAUUUUCACUUUGCUUCACAAACCUUACUGUGAUGUGUAAAUUGAUUUGAAACAGUGGAAUUGUAUUUGGUUGGCCAAGGGCCCGCUGAUACUAAUUUAAAUGUAAUCACAUAUAGCUAAUAUGUGAUUUAGAAGCAGAAUCGUCAUUAUUACAUGCAGUAUUAAAGGAAUGUAACUGGUU
Molecule: messenger RNA, 2812 nt
Organism: Conger conger (European conger)
Lineage: Eukaryota; Metazoa; Chordata; Actinopteri; Anguilliformes; Congridae
Gene: prkn
Product: parkin RBR E3 ubiquitin protein ligase
Exons: 9
Coding region: 121-1338 (405 amino acids)
Biological process (GO): regulation of mitochondrion organization; autophagy of mitochondrion; regulation of cellular response to oxidative stress
Cellular component (GO): cytosol; cytoplasm; ubiquitin ligase complex
Molecular function (GO): zinc ion binding; polyubiquitin modification-dependent protein binding; ubiquitin protein ligase activity
Source: RefSeq, a predicted model, not a curated record